CGCCAACUGCUUCCUUGUAUUUAAAAGCCUGAAAAACUUGAUUUGCUUCUCGCUCUGAGGUGUUUGAAUAUCCUCUGUGUGUUUACAGACAUGCUGCCUCUACUUGCAUUAUGUUUGCACAUCUCUGUUGAUCUUUGAGUCAUCUGACUACUUAACAUAACAGCAAAAUAUAACAGCUGACAAGAGGAUGUUACUGUCUAGUUCAACCCAAGACAAGAGAAAUGCCUAUUUUCUCCUCUGAAGACCUGCCAAAGAAGUUUGAGAUAUUGUAACUUCUGGAUAUUUCUGGUGACUUAGCUUUUUUAUUUCUUUGGUUUUAGUUCAGUUUUUUGAAUGGCGGGUCAGGGCAGGCAGAUCGGGGGCUUGACACUGGUUCUGAUGGGGGUUUUGUUAGUGUGUGUGACAUGUGGGCUGCCAAUGUGGCGCGAGACAUCUUUUGUCGGAGCAAAUAUUGUGACUGCACAAUCGGUGUGGGAUGGUUUGUGGCUGCACUGCGUCCUUCAGGCCACCGGUCAGAUGCAGUGCAAGAGACACACAACAUCCAAGACUUUGACCUCCGACUUCCAGGCCGGACGUGCCCUCACGUUGAUUUCAAUCCUGGCCGGCCUGCUGGGCUUCAUCAUCACCCUCGGAGGAGGAGGCGUGGUCAACUGCAGCGACGCUCCGCCUGACCCGUUAGAGCCUCCGACCACCUCCAGAAAGAAGGCGUCCCUGCUGGGUGGAGCUCUGUCUGUCCUCGCUGGCGUCCUGUGCCUGGUUUCAGUCAGCUGGUCCGCAGCAGCAACCGUCCUCGUCUACAACGACCCGCUGGUGAUCGCGGCCCUGAAGAGAGAAGUGGGAUCAUCAAUCUACAUCGGCUGGGCCGCCUCCCUGCUGCUCCUGCUGGGCGGUGCUCUGAUCUGCUUCAUCUGCGGGGAGAAGGAGAGAACCCCACCUCCUUACUACUCCUACAUGCCGUACGGCACAAACAUUCAGUUCAGCGACGCUUCGUCCCGCAUGGCCAGUCUGAGAACUGAUGCCAUGAGAUCAAACAACUCCAGGAUGUUUGAUCGUCAAUCACCAAGGAAGACGGUCGAGCACGUCGCCCAAGUGCAUGAUUACACCUCCCCGAGUAAAACCCAGAGUUGGAGUGGGAUGUAUAAUCAGCCUCAGGGGACGCCACCGGGAGAAUUUGGACAGUAAUCCGUCAAACACGUCAGGGACACCAGACAAACGAAGAGCUUAUUCACAAAUGUGGUGCAUGAUGUUCCCAGCAGAGCUACAGCAGAGCAGAGUGAUGAUGAUUAUAUCAGGCAGUAAAUCUGGAUGGGUGGGUCUGCAUGGAUAACUGAACACAAAAAUCUCUCUGAUGUCAACUGUGGUCUCUGUUUAUAUGUCAGUAAUACUUUCCUUGGACAGAUUGAUAAAGAGAUGCCGACG
This is a messenger RNA of Acanthopagrus latus (yellowfin seabream), 1419 nucleotides long. RefSeq names its product claudin-4-like. Gene Ontology annotation, cellular component: bicellular tight junction; plasma membrane. NCBI's taxonomy places the organism in Eukaryota, Metazoa, Chordata, Actinopteri, Spariformes, Sparidae. The coding region runs from base 334 to 1182 and encodes 282 amino acids. Gene Ontology annotation, molecular function: structural molecule activity. The record is from RefSeq and is a predicted model, not a curated record. Gene Ontology annotation, biological process: cell adhesion; bicellular tight junction assembly. The transcript has 3 exons.